Molecule: messenger RNA, 486 nt
Organism: Bacidia gigantensis
Lineage: Eukaryota; Fungi; Ascomycota; Lecanoromycetes; Lecanorales; Ramalinaceae
Exons: 3
Coding region: 1-486 (161 amino acids)
Biological process (GO): SCF-dependent proteasomal ubiquitin-dependent protein catabolic process; mitotic cell cycle
Cellular component (GO): nucleus; cytoplasm
Molecular function (GO): cullin family protein binding
Source: RefSeq, a predicted model, not a curated record
AUGUCUGCUGAACCUCAACAGAUCAAGCUUCAGAGCUCUGAUGGAAUCGAACUUACCGUGGAUCGUGUCGUUGCUGAACGCUCCGUUCUCAUUAAAAACAUGAUGGAGGAUAUCGGCGAUCAAGCCGUCGCCGAAGCCGUCAAUGAAGCUGUGUUGAACAAGGUCAUCGACUGGUGCAAGCAUCACAAGGACGACCCCCCUGCCGCCAACGAGGAUGAGAACGACUCGCGCAAGAAGUCAACGGACAUCGAUGAAUGGGACCAAAAGUUCAUGCAGGUUGAUCAAGAGAUGUUAUUCGAGAUCAUUUUGGCCGCAAAUUACCUCGAUAUCAAAGCACUACUCGACGUCGGCUGCAAGACGGUUGCCAACAUGAUCAAGGGCAAGUCACCUGAGGAGAUCCGCAAGACAUUCAACAUCCAGAACGACUUCACGCCCGAGGAGGAGGACCAGAUUCGCCGUGAGAAUGAGUGGGCUGAGGAUCGUUAA